Messenger RNA from Cryptomeria japonica (Japanese cedar), 1311 nucleotides. RefSeq lists its product as uncharacterized. Gene Ontology annotation, molecular function: protein dimerization activity. Bases 206 to 1114 code for a protein of 302 amino acids. NCBI's taxonomy places the organism in Eukaryota, Viridiplantae, Streptophyta, Pinopsida, Cupressales, Cupressaceae. The transcript is spliced from 3 exons. The record is from RefSeq and is a predicted model, not a curated record.
AGCAGAGAAGAUUGUGACCAUUGUUUUUGAUGAUGGGUUCAAUAAAAGUGGAGAGGAGUUGACUGCAGUAAGUAACAAACACAAAAGUAAAGUUUAUACAAUCUUGUCUAUUUGCUGAUUUUAUUUUUUAGGGGUUGAUUUUGUAUUAAUUUAAAAUUUGUUUUAAUUUUUUUAGGUGACAGAACCUUUGGUGAGGGUUCUUCGUAUGGUGGAUGGAGAGGGCAUGCCAAUGGGUUUCAUUUAUGAGGCCAUGGAUAGGGCCAAAGAGGCCAUUUCACAUUACUAUCGUGGAAAUGCAAGAAAAUGUGAAAUCUUUUGGCGCAUCAUUGAUCGUAGGUGGACAAACCAACUCCACCAACUGAUACAUGCCUUCGCCUACUUUUUGAACCCGAAAUUCUACUUCUCUGAUUCAUUUAGGGCUGAUGAGGAGGUCAUGGCAGGUGUUAUUACAUGCAUUGAUAAGAUGACACCUGAUCCUGAGUUGAGAGACAAGGUUCUUGAUGAGUUGGAGAUCUACAAAAGUGCAGAGGGGAGACUCUUCUCAUCACAACUAGCAAUUGAUAGGAGAGGAAAACAACAACCAGAUUUAUGGUGGGAGAAUUAUGGUGCCGGCACGCCUAAUCUUCAAAAGAUAGCUAUCCGUGUUUUGUCUCAGCCAUGCAGUGCUUCUGGGUGUGAACGAAAUUGGAGUGUCUUUGAAAGCAUUCACACAAAGAAGAGAAAUAGAUUGUCACAAAAGCGGCUCAAUGAUCUAGUAUUUGUUCGGUACAACCUUCGCCUUCGAGUUAGACAGGUGGAGGGUGUUUCACAUGAGGCCAUUGACUUGGAUGAAAUUGAUCCAUAUGGUGAUUGGACCAUGAAUGAACAAAAUGAUGGUGAUGAUGUCCUCCUUACCGAAGAAGAAAUUGCAGAAAUAGAGAGAGGAGCAGCACAAGAUGCAGAAGGAGCAAGAUUGGAUGAAGAUGAGGACGAAGAUGAGGAUGAUGAUGAGGACUAUGACUUUGAAGAAGACUCAUCUCACCAUUUAGAUACCACAACACCCACUGCUACUACUUCUAGCUCAAGGCCUGAAAAAUUGAGCUAUAUUAGGAAAAAUACAAAGAGGAAGAUGUAGUCUUCUCUUUGGUUUGUUCAUUCACAUUGCUGUUUUUCACAUUUGCAGUUGGACUUGGACAUAUCAUUAUAUGUAAUUUUGUGAACAUUUAUAUACUUAUGCUGCCAUUAUAGUAUUAUACAUUUUAGAGUUGAAACUUGAAACUUGAAUAUGCUGCCAUGAAUGAUGAAAUUUCAAAUAUUGCGUGUUUGUACUUU